Struthio camelus australis is the source of this 1032-nucleotide messenger RNA. NCBI's taxonomy places the organism in Eukaryota, Metazoa, Chordata, Aves, Struthioniformes, Struthionidae. The record is from RefSeq and is a predicted model, not a curated record.
AUGGAAAACCGGCUGCCCGAGAAGCCAGCGCCGCAGUGCUGGAGGGGCCGAGGCGCCGCCGGCCGGGCUGCUCAAGCUGCUGAUCUCUCCUCCCAGAAGAGAAAGAAGGAAAUGCCUUCCAAACCAGAGAAAAGGCCGAAGGGAGAGCCCAGGCCUUCAAAGGUGACAGCAAAGCCUCCGGGGCACGACAGUGAAGAGGAGGGCAUGUUCCAGAUCGGGAAGAUGCGCUAUGUCAGAGUGUCCUGCUUCAAGGGGAAGGUCCUUGUGGACAUCAGGGAGUUCUACGUGGAUAAGGAUGGAGGCACCAAACCAGGGAGGAAAGGGAUUGCCCUGUCUGCAGAACAGUGGAACCAGCUGAAGGAGAUCAUUCCUGAGAUCGAUGCUGCAGUCAAGAAAUUCUAAGAUGAAGGAUCUCUGUUACCUUGUACCGUACUGUUUCCUUUCCCCUUAAGUGCACUGCGAAGCAUAAAGCCAAAGACUCCCAUCUGGAGCCUUACCCUCACCUUGCUGAGGUUUCCUCACUGAGGUGGUAGUUGUGCUGAAAAGGCCAGAGACUGCUUUCUUUUCAAGUAACAGCUUGUAAUGAGCAAGUGGAACUUAGAGUCAGUGGUGUAAAGAGACUUCAAGAUCUCUGGCCUCUUUCUACGCUUGAGGUCUGCUCUAGUGAGGGCACUAAGCAGUCUAAUGCAUGGGAGAGCCUGACUCCAACCUUCCAGGUGUGGAUGGCUGUCAGUCUACACUGUGGAGUGCUCUAGCAGCUCUGUGUCUGCUGCUGUCUUCCACUUGGUUGACUGUUGACUAAGAUGUUUAGUAUACUUCAUGCUGGCAUCUGCUGCCUCUGUGUUCCCUCCACAUGCCAUUCUGGCUAUUUCAAGUACUUUUUUGUGUUGGUGGGCCUCUUUUUUUUUCUUUUUGUGUAAAGAAAGGGGAUUAUUAUACUUUAGCAGCUGGUUUGUAGAAGGUGAAUAUGCACAAUAAAUGUGUUUGCAUUACAAAAAGGAGAUGCAUAGUGUCUCCAGGCUAGCAACUCUA